AUGCUCCCAUCAUUUUCGACUUUCUCCAACCAAAGAGAAAAACCCUGGGAAAACAGGUGGAAGACAGAGAUGGACAAGCCCGUGUCCGGCAGCUGCUCCAUGUUCAAGGACGAGGAAGACUUGAGCAAUUUCCUUGACCUGGAUUUUAUUUUGGCGAACACCGCGGGGUCAGACAACAGCCCAGAGUUUGUGGGCAACAGUGUGGAGCAGAGCCUGUUCCCCGCAGUGAGCGAGCAGCGCUCUCCUCCUCCUCCGUACGGAGCCAGCCUCAUGACAGAGCUGCUGCGCACUGACACUCCAGCAGCCGCCAGCGGCAGCUACGGCAUCCAGGGCCGCUUUUACAUCAACACUGCGCCGUACCCGCGCCAGGACAUCAAGGUGGAGCCCCCCAUGGACAGUUACGGCCCCGUGAUGGGGAUGGUGCCUCAGAGCUGCAACAAAAUCAAACAAGAAGGGAACGUUUCGUGCAUGAUGUCUUUCGAGCAGCCGCGUGUGGCCAUCUCCCCCCGCGCCGUCAGCAGCAUGACGCCUCCUCUGAGCCCAGAUGAGCAGGGCGCCUCAGACUGCGCGCCGCUCUGCCAGAACCUCAACUUCCAGCACAAGUUCCACGCCACGCCGCAGUUCCCCCCGCAGAUGCACGUGCAGUAUCACGCCCCUCAUGCCCCUCACGCUUCUCACGCUCCUUACGCCAUGUAUGACGACAGCCCGAUGGGUCUGCAGCCCGGAGCUCAGAGGCUGAUGCUCACCCCGCCCUCCUCCCCCCUGGAGCUCAUGCACGACAACAAGCCCAAGAGAGGCCGCCGCACAUGGCCACGCAAGCGCACUGCUACGCACACGUGCACGUUCGCAGGCUGUGGAAAGACGUAUACAAAGAGUUCUCAUCUAAAAGCUCAUCUUCGCACUCACACAGGUGAGAAGCCCUAUCACUGCAGCUGGGAGGGCUGUGGAUGGAAGUUUGCCAGAUCUGAUGAGCUUACACGUCAUUUCCGUAAGCACACUGGGCACAGACCCUUUCAGUGCCACCUCUGCGAGAGAGCGUUCUCAAGAUCUGACCACCUUGCUCUGCACAUGAAGCGGCACAUGUGA
Knipowitschia caucasica is the source of this 1086-nucleotide messenger RNA. Lineage: Eukaryota; Metazoa; Chordata; Actinopteri; Gobiiformes; Gobiidae. The record is from the annotation of a GenBank genome assembly.